GAUGAGCGCCGCAACCCCAGAGUCGGCCAUGACUGGACCUAAUGGUCAGGGGUCCCUUUACCUACCUAGGUGGUAUCGCAUGGGGUUUUUAUUAACCACCAGUACUUGGCAUGGCAAAAGCUUCACACUCCCAGGAAUAGUUUAAUUCAAGCUGUUUUGAUUAAGUAUUUGCGACUCUCCAGGGAACCUAAUUAAUGCCUUUCCUUCUAACUUCGCCCACUUUCAUGAAGUUGUAUCAUGAUGUUCUUCUACAUCUAUCUAAUCACACCGUUUUCAAGUGGGCCUGAUCCCUUCCCGAUAUUUCUUAAAUGACAUUUUCCCUUGUUGUUGCUCUAGUGUCAUCAGCCUGACAAUGGCUGAUGCAUCAUAAUCUCCACCUAGGCACACACAGGGACCGGCUGUUUGCACAGAUCUCAGCCCAGAGAAGCAGCGGUGACAACGGCGGCAGCAUGAGUAACCCAAAUGCUGGGCCCGGACAGGGCUCUAAUCCCAAUUUGGUUUCAAAGGCAGUCAAUACUGACCUGAAAGGGCUGAUUCAUUGCCAUUUGCCAAGCUUUUCAUACAGACAUGGAAUGAUUCCAAAGCUCUACGUGAUGCCCUGGAAACAAGAUAUGAAGUAUCGGGAUAUGGCUUUAAAGCAUGCUAAACUUGUUGAGCUAUAUUCCGGCCCCCUUGAAGACAGUCUGUUUCUGGAGAAGCGUGAAAGGCAUUGUCAUGGAGAGGACCGAAAGCAACUUCUUCAAAAAGUUCCCUGUCAACUGACCGUUGAAGACAUUCCCAUUUAUUCCCAUCUUUCUAGAUACCAUAAGUCCAUGGUGGCUUAUGGCUUCAGGAUCAGACUCUGAGGUGCUUUUCUCCAGCGACAGCUGCAUCGGCCACAAAUUAAACAAUGCUGCAUGAAAACAG
Molecule: messenger RNA, 906 nt
Organism: Podarcis muralis (Common wall lizard)
Lineage: Eukaryota; Metazoa; Chordata; Lepidosauria; Squamata; Lacertidae
Gene: SPMIP10
Product: sperm microtubule inner protein 10
Source: RefSeq, a predicted model, not a curated record